AUUUUAGACAUGAGCACAGAUUUACUUGUUAUGGGAGCUUCCCUGUUCAUUAUGAACAAGAUCGACUUUAAGGAUCCAGUGAACGCACACUACGCAUUGAUUGGUUAUGGAAUCGUACAGGUCAUCACAGUAGCCGUCUACUUAUAUAUCUACCAGACCAUUGCCUCCAAGCCAAAGAACAACAACAAGAUCGAUAUCCAUACUCCUGCCUCUCUUGGUCAAGAUCAAUCAAACAAUAGGGCCAAGACAGAGAGAAUGACUAUUGAGGAGUAUGAUAUGGCUCAGGUUAAGAAGAUCGCUAUGAACGUUGUUAUUGGUAUCCUGUUGCCACUGUUCCUUUACAACAAGUGGGGAAUCAUUCAACCUCUUGCCUUUAACAUUCUGUUUGGUCUCCAGAACUUGUACAAGAACAACUUGGUCAAGGUCUACAUCUUUGGCAAGGACAUCCCACGUCCAUUCGUCGAGGCCAACCCAUUGGCCGGCAUGUUUGGCGGUAUGGGCGGCGCUGCCCCAGAGGAGCAGGCCAACACCACCCGCAGCAGUGCCGACUCUGGCAACAUCGACCUCGGUCAGAGUGAGCAACUGGAAUCCAGCGCCAACAAGAAGACAGAGAAGGCCGCUGCCAAGGCCAAGAAGACCAAGAAGAUCAUCGAAGUCAACAGUGACGACGAGGAGAAGGUCUCUGACGACGAAGACGACAGCAGCAGCAAGAAGUCUCCACAAAUGCGCAGAAAGAAG
Messenger RNA from Acytostelium subglobosum LB1, 738 nucleotides. RefSeq lists its product as hypothetical. The transcript has 2 exons. Gene Ontology annotation, biological process: protein targeting to ER. The record is from RefSeq and is a predicted model, not a curated record. Gene Ontology annotation, cellular component: endoplasmic reticulum; mitochondrion. The annotation marks the transcript as partial. NCBI's taxonomy places the organism in Eukaryota, Evosea, Eumycetozoa, Acytosteliales, Acytosteliaceae.